Vespula pensylvanica (western yellowjacket) is the source of this 1143-nucleotide messenger RNA. Its product is annotated as facilitated trehalose transporter Tret1-like. NCBI's taxonomy places the organism in Eukaryota, Metazoa, Arthropoda, Insecta, Hymenoptera, Vespidae. The record is from RefSeq and is a predicted model, not a curated record. The transcript is spliced from 2 exons. Gene Ontology annotation, molecular function: transmembrane transporter activity. The annotation marks the transcript as partial. Gene Ontology annotation, biological process: transmembrane transport. Gene Ontology annotation, cellular component: membrane.
AUGGAAAGGACGGAUCGGUAAAGAUAUAUCGUUUGAAAAGUUUCGGAACUAGAUAAUUAUCGGAAAGACUUAUUUGUUUUACGUAUUAUUACCUAUCUCAUUGUGAUAUUACGUUAAAUGUUCGUAACCAUUUAUUAUUACGAAAUAUCUGCUGAUAAUAUUGGAGAAAUAAUUAAUCAACGAAUUGGACCAUUCAACGAGAUCCUUAAUAUCAUUUAAAUAAUUUAAAUUAGCAAAAAUCUUCCUCUCGGCUGUUAUAGAAUAAAUGAAAAAAUUCCAUUACUAAAAGAUAUUCAAAGAAAUAUGGCAAAAAAAAUUGUUGGAUAUUCUCAAAAAAAGCUUGUUUCUCAAAAUGGGCAUACAAUUAAAGCAAAAAGGUUUCUUCAAUACAUUGCAAGUUUCUCAGCGUCACUAGGAGCACUAGCAGCAGGAAUGUCGGUAUCAUGGACUUCAAAUGCUGGUAUAAAUGGUGCCAAUAUAGCAAGGGUAUAUAAUAUUUCCAUUACCGGAGAAGAGUUUUCAUGGAUUGGAUCACUCACAGCACUUGGUUCUGCAGUAUCAUGUGUACCAAUCGCUAUUCUUGCAGAUAUAAUAGGCAGAAAGUAUUCUAUGCUAAUACUUGUAAUUCCUUUUACUAUUGGCUGGCUUUGUAUUAUUUUUGCAAAAUCUAUCGCUUUAUUUUACGUUGGAAGGUUCUUGACAGGUUUCAGCGGUGGAGCUUUUUGUGUGACAGGUCCUAUGUAUACUUCAGAAAUAGCUGAAAGUGAAAUUCGUGGAAGAUUAGGUCUAUAUUAUCAGUUAUUUAUCACUGUUGGUAGUUUAACGGUAAAGAUUCUAAAUUUGGGUGUAAAUAUGUUUGAAUUAUCCGUUAUAUCUGGGUUUGUACCGAUAGUCUUUGGUAUAACAUUCUUCUUCAUGCCAGAAACUCCUGUAUAUUAUUUAAUUAAAGGAAAUGAAGAUGCUGCUAGAAAAAGUUAUAUUAAAUUUAGAGGUCCUCACUAUGAUAUAGAACCAGAAUUAAGUAUGCAGAAAAGAAUAAUAGAAGAGACUAAUAAACACAAAGUAUCGUUUUUAACUUUAUUGAAAACUAAAGCUUGUAAGAAAGCCAUAUUAAUAUCGUAUGGUCUUAUGGGAUUUCAACAA